Aphanomyces astaci is the source of this 381-nucleotide messenger RNA. RefSeq lists its product as hypothetical. The coding region runs from base 1 to 381 and encodes 126 amino acids. The record is from RefSeq and is a predicted model, not a curated record. The transcript has 3 exons. Lineage: Eukaryota; Oomycota; Saprolegniomycetes; Saprolegniales; Verrucalvaceae.
AUGGCUCAUUCGCACGACGACAUGUCCAAGCUCCACGAGUCCAAGGCGGCCAUCCUUGCGGCACCUGACACGUCCUCGGCCCAAGCUCAGCUGGCACAGCACGAUGACGAGAUCAAGGCGAGAGCGAAGGCGUAUUUUGCGCUCUCGCAGCAACAUGCGUCCGAGGCUGAAGCCAAACUCAAGGAAUGCGCGAGCCACGAAGGAGGUAAAUGCGUUGACAACAUGCGCGGCGUCUUGGACAAGUGGGCUCGUAGCGUGAAUGACUUUGAAAUGAUCGCCAACGAGUAUGGCGCGUCGUUCCAUGAUCAAGUGUCGGGAUAUGCCAAGCAGCAGCGCGAAAGCAUUGCGGAAAUGACCCGUCUCAUCAAGGAGCACAAGUAG